AUGCAUAUCAAGGAGAUGCUCACCGACGCCGAGAGGAGCGGCCAGCCCUCCUUCUCCUUCGAGUACUUCCCUCCCAAGACCGCCCAGGGUGUUCAGAACCUCUACGACCGUAUGGAUCGCAUGUACAACCUCGGCCCCAAGUUCAUUGACAUCACAUGGGGUGCCGGAGGUCGCAUCGCCGAGCUGACCUGCGAGAUGGUUCUCCAGGCUCAGGCUGUUUAUGGCCUCGAGACCUGUAUGCACCUGACUUGCACCGACAUGGGUGUUGAGAAGGUCAAUGAUGCCCUGCUCAAGGCUUACAAGGCCGGCUGCACCAACAUUCUCGCUCUCCGUGGCGAUCCCCCUCGAGACCAGGACAAGUGGACCGCCGCCGACGGUGGCUUCCAAUACGCUCGCGACCUUGUGAAGCACAUCCGCAGCACCUACGGCAACCACUUCGACAUUGGUGUCGCUGGCUACCCCGAGGGCUGCGACGACAACAAGAACGAGGACGAGCUCCUUGACCACCUCAAGGAGAAGGUCGACAUGGGUGCCACCUUCAUCGUCACCCAGAUGUUCUACGACGCCGACAACUUUAUUCGCUGGGUGAAGAAGGUCCGCGAGCGCGGUGUCAACGUCCCAAUUCUCCCCGGAAUUAUGCCCAUUGCCACAUACGCCAGCUUCCUCCGAAGAGCCAAUCACAUGAAGGCCAAGAUCCCCCAAGCUUGGCUCGACGCCCUUGAGCCUGUCAAGAACGACGACGUUGCUGUCCGAGACAUUGGUAAGAGCCUUGUCGCUGAAAUGUGCCGCAAGCUGCUCGCCAAUGGCAUUCACCAUUUGCAUUUCUACACCAUGAACCUCGCCCAGGCCACACGCAUGGUCCUCGAGGAGCUCAACUGGGCUCCCUCGGCUGAGCGUCCCCUCCAGCAUGCCCUGCCAUGGAAGCAAUCCAAAGGUCUUGGUCGCCGCGAGGAGGAUGUGCGACCCAUUUUCUGGCGGAACCGCAACAAGUCAUAUGUCAUUCGCACUCAGGACUGGGAUGAAUUCCCCAACGGUCGAUGGGGUGACUCUCGCUCUCCCGCCUUUGGAGAGCUGGACGCUUACGGCAUUGGCUUGACGGGCACAAACGAGGCGAACCGCAAGAAGUGGGGUGAGCCCAAGACGGUCCAGGACAUUGCCCAGCUCUUUGUCCGCUAUCUCCGCAACGAGAUCGACUCUCUUCCCUGGAGUGAAUCGCCCCUCACCAGCGAGGCUGAUGAGAUCCGAGAUGACCUCGUGGAACUCAACAAGCGUGGCCUCCUGACUGUGAACUCGCAGCCUGCUGUCAACGGUGUCAAGUCUUCUCACCCGGUCCACGGUUGGGGUCCCUCCAACGGUUACGUCUACCAAAAGUCGUACCUGGAGUUGCUUGUCCACCCUGAUGUCUUCAAUGACAUGAUCAGCCGGAUCGAGGGCCACCCUGACCUUACCUUCUAUGCUGUCACCAAGGAUGGUGAACUCCGCUCCAACGCACCCUCAGACUGCCCCAACGCUGUCACCUGGGGUGUGUUCCCUGGAAAGGAGAUUGUGCAGCCAACCAUCGUGGAGAGCAUUAGUUUCCUCGCCUGGAAGGAUGAGGCUUUCCGACUGGGAGUUGACUGGGCUCACUGUUAUGAUGCCAGCUCCCCCAGCAGGGCUCUUAUCGACGAAGUAAUGAACGAGUGGUACCUGGUUAAUAUCGUGAACAACGACUUCCACCAGAACGGAACCAUCUUUGAACUCCUCAAGGGCCUCGAGGUCAAGGACCUGACGACUCCUGCCACUCCCAAGUCUGAACCUGAAGCCAACAGCGCUGAGCCCGUUGCCAACGGUGCGGCGGCUACCGCAGCUGCGAACUAG
Messenger RNA from Fusarium keratoplasticum, 1857 nucleotides. Its product is annotated as Methylenetetrahydrofolate reductase. Bases 1 to 1857 code for a protein of 618 amino acids. Gene Ontology annotation, cellular component: cytosol. Gene Ontology annotation, biological process: tetrahydrofolate interconversion. Lineage: Eukaryota; Fungi; Ascomycota; Sordariomycetes; Hypocreales; Nectriaceae. The transcript is spliced from 2 exons. The record is from RefSeq and is a predicted model, not a curated record. Gene Ontology annotation, molecular function: FAD binding; methylenetetrahydrofolate reductase [NAD(P)H] activity.